Gordionus sp. m RMFG-2023 is the source of this 1341-nucleotide messenger RNA. RefSeq lists its product as uncharacterized. The coding region runs from base 211 to 1341 and encodes 376 amino acids. The transcript has 6 exons. The record is from RefSeq and is a predicted model, not a curated record. NCBI's taxonomy places the organism in Eukaryota, Metazoa, Nematomorpha, Gordioida, Chordodea, Parachordodidae.
ACCUUCGCUAUAAAACUUUCCGCUGUAAACGACAUUCGCGAUAAAAGUUUCGCUGAAUUGACCUGAUACGAAUAAUAAAUAUAUUACCCUAAAUUCAUAGUGAGAGCGAUUGCGAUCGCGAUUUAAGCCGCGAUUUUGCAGCGACUGAUCAGCUGGAUCGAUCGCAGCGAUUUACAUUCAUAGUGCUAAGCGAUUAUAUUAAUUCACAAAAUGAGAGCCGCCAUAUUAUUUCUCUUAUACAAAAUAAUAUUGAAGAGGAGAUUAAACAAUCUUAAUAUUAAUAAAAGAAAAGAGGGCGAAUUUUACAUUCUCUUUCCUAAACUCUUAAAAAAUGAGGUUAAAUUUUUCAAUUAUAUGAGGAUGACCAAAGAAACCUUUUAUUACAUACUUGAGCAUGUAAAACCAAUAUUGCUUACAACAUCCACAAAUUUUAUAAAAUAUCCAAUAAGUGUUGAAGAAAAGCUAAUGGUUUGUUUAAGAUAUUUAGCUACAGGCUGUAGAUAUCCUACCUUAGCUUAUUCCUUCAAAAUGGGAAUAUCUACAAUCCAAAAAAUUGUUAGGACCACUUGCAAAGCUAUAUGGCAAACUUUGGUGACCCAACAUAUGCCACCACCUACUCUCACUGAGUUUGAGAGGAUAGCAAAGGAGUUUCAAAUAAUGUGGAAUUUACCUAACUGUAUAGGUAGCUUUGAUGGAAAACACUGCAGAAUUAGGAAACCACCCCAUUCUGGCAGUGGGUUCUACAAUUAUAAACACUUUUUCUCUGUGGUUUUACAAGGAAUUGUGGACGCUAAAGGGAAAUUCAUAACUGUUGAUGUUGGAAGUUAUGGGAGUGAAUCUGAUGGAGGUGUUUUUGCCAAUUCAAAAAUAUAUAAAAUGAUAGAAAAUGAAGAGAUACAAUUACCUCCUUCUAAAAAAUUGCCAAAUUCCAGCCACUUUUUCCCACAUUUUUUUGUGGCUGAUGAUGCAUAUCCUUUGAAGUCUUAUAUUUUAAAGCCUUAUAAAGGUAUCCUUACCCCUCAACAAGAAGCCUAUAAUUAUCGGAUAUCACGUGCACGGAUACAAGUGAAGUGUGCAUUUGGUAUCUUAAGAGCUAAAUGGAUGAUCUUUGAUCGUCCUAUGGAUACAAAAAUACAGCUAACAGAAAAUAUAAUACAAACAUGUACUUUACUCCAUAACAUUAUAAUUGAUAAGGAAAAAUAUAUUCCUAUCAACCCUAAAAAAAAAUUAUCCCCUUUAAUUCACUUAUUUAAUCAACAAUCUAUUAAAUCAGCAACAAAUAUUGCAAAGUUUAAUAGAAAUUUAUUAUGUUUAUAUUUGUAUAAAAAUCCCAUAUUAUAG